This is a messenger RNA of Chrysoperla carnea, 1119 nucleotides long. RefSeq names its product glycine-rich cell wall structural protein 1.8-like. Lineage: Eukaryota; Metazoa; Arthropoda; Insecta; Neuroptera; Chrysopidae. The coding region runs from base 48 to 947 and encodes 299 amino acids. The record is from RefSeq and is a predicted model, not a curated record. The transcript has 2 exons.
UAAGAAAUUUAAUUGCACAAUCAAUUCGAAGAUUGAAAGUGAUCAACAUGAAGUUCUUAUUGUGUGUCGGUUUCAUUGCGGCAUUGGUUACUCUACCAAUGACUGUGAAGUCAGAAAAUCUUGUAGCUAACUCUGGUGUACCAUUGGUCCCAGCUGGAAGUAUUGGAUCUGAUGGAGCUCACCUUAGUGGAUUCGGUGGUGGCAUUGGAGUUGGAAAAGAUGGUGCUUAUGCUGGUACCAGUCAUACAGGACAACAUCAUGGCCGUCCCUACCGUAGUGCAGAAAAUCUUGUAGCUAACUCUGGUGUACCAUUAGUCCCAGCUGGAAGUAUUGGAUCAGAUGGCGCACAUCUUAGUGGAUUUGGUGGUGGUAUUGGAGUUGGAAAAGAUGGUGCUUAUGCUGGUAGCAGUCAUACAGGACAACAUCAUGGCCGUCCCUACCGUAGUGCAGAAAAUCUUGUAGCUAACUCUGGUGUACCAUUAGUCCCAGCUGGAAGUAUUGGAUCAGAUGGCGCACAUCUUAGUGGAUUUGGUGGUGGUAUUGGAGUUGGAAAAGAUGGUGCUUAUGCUGGUACCAGUCAUACAGGACAACAUCAUGGCCGUCCCUACCGUAGUGCAGAAAAUCUUGUAGCUAACUCUGGUGUACCAUUGGUCCCAGCAGGAAGUAUUGGAUCAGAUGGAGCACAUCUUAGUGGAUUCGGUGGUGGCAUUGGAGUUGGAAAAGAUGGUGCUUAUGCUGGUACCAGUCAUACAGGACAACACCAUGGACGUCCCUACCGUAGUGCAGAAAAUCUUGUAGCUAACUCUGGCGUACCAUUAGUCCCAGCUGGAAGUAUUGGAUCAGAUGGAGCACAUCUUAGUGGAUUCGGUGGUGGUAUUGGAGUUGGAAAAGAUGGUGCUUAUGCUGGUAGCAGUCAUACAGGACAACAUCAUGGACGUCCAUACUAAAGAAUGGCCACGGCAGGUUAAGAGUUGAGCUAUAUUCUGCUUAUGUUAAGCAUUUUUAAAAGUCAAAAUUUUAUGUUCACAUCGUAAAUUUAAUAUAUUUUAUUAUAAAUUUGUAUUUUAAAGUAGAAUUCAAUAUAUAUUUUUUAUUAAAACGAGAUACAGAGUCAAUUUA